This is a messenger RNA of Coccomyxa subellipsoidea C-169, 1505 nucleotides long. RefSeq lists its product as hypothetical. The record is from RefSeq and is a predicted model, not a curated record. The transcript has 5 exons. The coding region runs from base 87 to 872 and encodes 261 amino acids. NCBI's taxonomy places the organism in Eukaryota, Viridiplantae, Chlorophyta, Trebouxiophyceae, Coccomyxaceae.
AUCUUAUCAAAACAUAUCAAUCGUUCCUCUGCGUCAGCCAGAACGUCUGCAGGGUUACUAGCGGGGCGAUAGAGUGUGUAGGAAACAUGGGCGAGAAACGCGACAAGGAGCAGGAACCUCUGCUGAGCCCCAGGGCCGCGCAGGCGUUCACCAAGGACACUCCCGUUGCUGUGUGCAGCGAGGCGCCGAAGAAAUGGGACGGUGGUAUCCUGAAUUGCUGCGGCAGCUGUGAUCUGCCCGGCUGCGCCACGUUCGGGCUGGUCCAGACAUGCCCUUGCUUUGCGUGGGGGCACAACCUGAAGCGCGCAUUCAAGAGCUCCCUGCUGCUGCAUGCAACCAUCUACUUCGUGCUCUUCGUCUUCGCGUCCCACCUGUACCUUGGAGCGAACCAGGCAGAAAUGAUGCUGUGCCCCGACGGCCCUCUGGACGAGGCCUCCUUCAUGGAGAAGCUUGCAGAUAACGGCAACCGGCGUCUGCUGCAUGACCACGGCAUGCAUGAGCAUGGGCCGGGCGAACACCAUGGAAAGCCUCCUGUGCCCACCCCAUGGGCCGACCUGCCAGAAGAGUGCCAAGCGGCGAUUUUCAUGAAGUACGAGACACUGUCGCUAUGCAUCAUUUGCUUCCUGAUCGGCGUUGCCUACUGCUCCUACAACCGCACCAUGCUGCGCCAGAAGUUUGGCAUCGCAGGCAGCCGCUUUGGGGACUUCUGCACAUGGUGCUGGUGUGCGCCUUGCGCUCUGUGUCAGGAGACGAGGACCAUCUGGAGCAACAAUGUGGUGGAGGGCGUCUGGCAUGGCCCCACACAGCUGCCCACUGUCACACCCCCUGCCCAGCAGUCUGUUGUGGGCCUGCCCGUGCCCAAGCAGGUUUGAGCGCAUCAGUCUGCUUGCAUGCGGGUCCACAUGAGCGGCCCAGGACGACCGCAAGUCAAAGCACGCAUUGGAGGGAGUGGGUCCUGUUUUCUCAAAGGGACACCAAGAGAUUUGUGAGGGUGCCCACUGCCAAGUGCGCUGAACGGCUGCUGUGUGCUGUUUGCAUUGUUUGCUACUGCGCAUGCGCAACAUCUAUCAAUUGAUCAAGACAACAGCGCUGUCUCUGCCUGUAAUGCCGAGCUGCAUUGCAGCGGAGGGGAUGUAUAUAACAAAUAUGCGGCACAUGUAGGUUAUUGAUCUGGAGUGAUGAUUGCGCCAUGUAUGGUUUUGAGUUCCAAGUGUUCGAUGUGAUGGGUGGUGCGGGAAUUUUUGGCUUUCCGAAUCGCGCCCGUUUUGUUCAUGAAUUUGAUCAACUUAUAAUUAUGCUGUUGACUGCAAGCCCAAUGUGAGUGCUGCGAAUACAUUUCUAUUACAUGAGGAGAAUAUUAUCAGAAGACCUUGCAAGGCAUGGUGGCUGCCUUCUAGAUUUGUGAUCCCCUCAAGAGUCUGUAGGGUGUGAUCCAUGGCAUUGUCAACCAAGUUGAUAUGUAUGGACAUGUCAACCAAGAUGAUAUGUAUGGACAUGUCGAGGGG